AUGAAUUCACAAAUCAGUGUGAUAGAUAGUAGGGAGAGAAUAAGUGAGAAGGAAUUGAAAGUAGUUUUCAAGAUACAUGAAGUAACAUUGCCAACAGGAAAUUAUGCAAGAAAAAAUCUUCAGGGUUUCUGUGGCAAGAUAGAAGACAAUAAACCUGUUCGUGUACCUGCUAGAAAAAAAAGCUGUUUAGAACCAUGGGUUAUUGGCUUAAUCACUUUUAUAUCCCUGAUUGUUCUGGCAGUGUGCAUUGGACUCAUCGUUCAUUAUGUGAGAUACAAUACCCGAAAGCCCUACAAUUACUAUAGUACCUUGUCAUUCACCAGUGACAAAUACUACCAUGAGUUUGAUAAAGAAGCUACCACAAACUUCACAGAAAUGAGCCAGAGGAUAGAAUCAAUGGUUAAAAAUGCAUUUUAUCAAUCCAGUUUAAGGAGAGAAUUCAUCAAGUCCCAGGUUAUUAAGUUCAGUCCCCAGGACCCUGGAGUGGUGGCCCACAUGCUGAUGAUUUUUAGAUUCCCCUCUACACAGAGUCCUGAAUCCAUAAAAAAAACAAUUCAACGUGUGCUACAAGAGAAACUCCAACAUGCAACUGGGCCCCCCAAAGUAGACCCUUCAUCAGUUGAGCUCACAAAUAUCAACAAGACAGAAACGGACAACUAUCUGAAUAACUGCUGUGGGACACGGAUGAGUGCAAGUAGCAGGAUAGUUGGGGGACAAGAAGUACAUGAAGAAGGUGCAUGGCCCUGGCAGGCCACUUUGCAGUAUAAUGGAGUUCAUCGUUGUGGGGCGACCUUGAUCAAUGCCACAUGGCUUGUCAGUGCUGCUCAUUGCUUCAGAAAUUAUAAGGAUCCAGCAAGAUGGACGGCUUCUUUUGGCAUAAGAAUAUAUCCCUCCAAAGAGAAGCGAAAGUUCAAGAGGAUUAUUGUUCAUGAAAACUACAAGUAUCCAUCCCAUGACAAUGACAUUGCUGUUGUACAGCUUUCUAGUCCCGUACCUUACACAAAUGCUGUUCAUCGAGUGUGCCUCCCGGAUGCCUCUGAUAAAAUCAAGCCAGGCACUCCAGCAUAUGUCACAGGAUUUGGAGCACUGAAAAAUGAUGGUAGAAGUGUAAACAUCCUUCAGCAAGUACAAGUGGAUAUCAUAGACAGUAAGACAUGCAAUGAGCCACAAGCUUACAACAAUGCUAUUACUUCUGGAAUGAUAUGUGCUGGUUUUUUGCAAGGAGGAAAAGAUGCUUGCCAGGGUGACUCUGGUGGACCUUUGGUCAGUUCAAAUUCUAGAGACAUCUGGUAUCUUUAUGGCAUAGUGAGCUGGGGUGAUGAAUGUGCAGAACCAAAUAAGCCAGGUGUUUAUACUCGAGUGACAGCUUUUCGUGAUUGGAUUGAAGCCAAAACUGGUGUCUAAGAGAGAAGUGACCUGUGACAUGAAAUGCAGAGUUAUAUUUGGGCCAUAUUCACCCCAAGCUACCCAUAUGUAUUGAUUAUCCUUUCUCUAUAAAGUUUCUGUCUUUGAGAUUUUGACUUAAAGUCAUGGAUCUCAAGUGAACGUCAACAGUGUAAAGAAAUUAUCCAUUCUCAUAGAUUAUUGCAUUUAUUGCCUUUGUAAAGGUAGCAAACAAUCCAAAAAAAGGAAAUAAGCCAAUUUUUUUUUGCUUUAAAAAUAAAUUUAUAUAUACACAGAGGCAUGUGCUAUGGAAUUUUUUCUCUAUUUGAGUCAGGCCAGUGCAAAAGGGAACAUAAGAAAUAUUAUUAUGCCAUAAUAAAUGAUGAAAGGGACAGUUUUAGAGGAAGUCAGUAUGAUUUGUAUGAACUGAUCCAGAGAGAAGUGAGCAGAAUAAUAACAACUUAUACUAUA
Messenger RNA from Sarcophilus harrisii (Tasmanian devil), 1854 nucleotides. RefSeq names its product transmembrane serine protease 11E. Bases 1 to 1404 code for a protein of 467 amino acids. Lineage: Eukaryota; Metazoa; Chordata; Mammalia; Dasyuromorphia; Dasyuridae. The transcript has 10 exons. Gene Ontology annotation, biological process: proteolysis. The record is from RefSeq and is a predicted model, not a curated record. Gene Ontology annotation, cellular component: extracellular region; plasma membrane. Gene Ontology annotation, molecular function: serine-type endopeptidase activity.